Molecule: messenger RNA, 3644 nt
Organism: Porites evermanni
Lineage: Eukaryota; Metazoa; Cnidaria; Anthozoa; Scleractinia; Poritidae
Source: the annotation of a GenBank genome assembly
CGUCCGGAAUAUAUUAUAAUUUAUCCCAGAUGUUUAUCUUCGAAAUCUAUAAAAAGAAUCAUUUUUAUUAGUAGUCAAGCCUGGGGGAUCAACUUUAUCUUGCUCAAACUGGUUGUUUUUAUUGAGUAAUGGACGCACUGUUUUCUACAAAUAUGUCGUCAGGGCUAAAGAAUGCUACGGAAACAACCAAUCCAUCGGCCAUGCAGGAGUUGUCAUUGGCAGAUCGGAUAGAAAAAAUCUUCAAAGUCUCCUUGCUUUGUCUCAUAGCCUUGGCAAACAUCGCUGGUAAUUCAAGUAUAUGCUUCGUCGUUCUCAAGGACAGAUAUUUACGUCUAACGGUACGGAACUUCGUUGUAGCCAGUUUGGCUUUGACAGAUCUUCUAGUCGUUCAGUUAAUUAUUUUCCAAGUACUAACUUACUACAACAUUGGGAAAGAGCCGAAUCUCUGCAAUCUUAUGGGCCAAAAUUUUGGCGUUUUAUUAUAUGUCAGUACCUUGCACUUAUUUACCUUGAGCUUGGACAGAUAUAUAGCCAUAUUUUAUCCUCUACGGUACCGAUUCUUAGUUACACCAAAGCGGAUUACUGUCAUUUUGUUAACAAUCUGGAUUAUUCCAUUAAUAUCUAUUCAUCUCCUCCCUGCGGUGAUUACAGACCUUCACGGCUUCCCGAGUUUUUACGUAUGUAUCAACGAAGGUUUUAUUGAGGAGAAAGACAGAAUGAACCGGGCACACAUGUUCAUUAACGUGACAUUUCUUUUCUUUUUGCCACUUAUCGCGAUGAUGGCGGCUUAUUAUCGGAUUAGCAAGAUUGCUUGGUACCAGGCCAACCGUGUAGGAGUUGCGGUCGUUGAGUCUACAGUUAGAGUUCAAAGCAGCCGGCUCCCUAGAGCAAGAGAGAGAAAAUGGGCAAAAACACUUGGUAAGUUUAUAUAUAAAUAACGCAAUGCGCGAUCAAGCUUGAUUCCGACGCGAAGUGAUGAGGAAAUUGGACCGCAUGCAUUUUCGCUGCGUUCUUAUUGGUGCAUUUCAUAGCGGAAGAGAAGACUUCAAACAGAGCGUUCAAAAUGAGUUUAUACUUAUUCCAAUCGCUGUAUAUUAAAAUAUAAGAAUGAGAAAAUUAAUUUUAAUGCACAAUAUAUGCUUUGCCAUUUUGGCUGUGUUCAUUGCCUUGUCCAGUCACACAAGCGUUUUAAUGCGGUCUUAAUUGCCAGCCACUUUGUAAAGUUCAAAGUCCUUACAGUAUGUAAGCCUUACGUAAUGGUUUUGGCGUUCAGAAUAUUUAUUAUAAACCUAAAAAUAACCCUGCCGUGCUAGAAAAAAAACCAUUCUGGACCUCAGUGAAAGUUUCACCACUGCAGUUGGUCAUCGGAAACUGAAAGGUUGUCGAGGCAUUUUCUAAACAGGACAGAUAUACCACUGGGCCACUUUGUUUCAGGACAAACUUGACCUUCAAAGGCUUAUGUUUGUUGUGUUUUUGUCUGCGAAACUGUCGGCAUAUGCUGACCUCUCAAAUUUGAAUAACUUCUAGAAGAGGUACAUCAUUGUAACAUCGUAUUGUCUCUGUUAGCAGCCGGCACGCAAAGAAACUUCUUUCAUUCUUGAGGUGAAGUCCAGUGCCAUCAAUAUCGUUUUGAAAAAUAACUAAAAUUUCUGACUUAAAGCUUUUUGGGAAGUUGCCCUUAAUUUUGCAGGUCCAUGUUGUUUAUAAUUAGUUUUAGCAACUUCAUUAGUAGAGACUAUUUUUCAUUUGCGACAUAACAACGACGGAGACCAGGUGUUAUGAUUCCGCGAGACUGAGCAUCCAACCCAAACCCUUGUUUUCACUAAAACCGCUGGAUAUCAACCUGGUUGAGGUCAUUGUUUUCUAAGAUCUUCCGUCGCAAGCAGUCUUCUGUUCGCCACUUUAGAAACGAGCGGGGAACUGAACUCGAAAUGUGUCACGCAAUUGCUUUUUGGGAUCGUUACAGGGGACGCACCGGUCAGCUAUAAUAGAGAAAUUAAGAGUACACCAAACGGCGAGCAUGAAUUUGUACCACGUGAACAAGUUUUCCCCUUUUAAAAUGGUAGUUUACCGUUUUUUUACUUCUAAUCAAAAGUAAGUAGUUUCACGCCAGUUUUAUCCAUAAAGAAUUGUUCUGGACAGUUUUUAUCUGCUUAUUUUCUAUUCUGACUAAAAGAAUGAAGCCCCAUCUCCUUCGCUAGGGAAAACCGGCCUCAAACACGUUUAUCUUUUUUUUGUAGCAAUCGUUAUUGGUGCCUUUCUGGGCUGUUAUCUACCGGUGGUCGUGGCAUCCUUAGUGCACAUUUACUCCGGAGGAACGACCAAUCACGAACUAGCAAAGACUUUGGAAAUGCUGAUGUUUCUAACUUUUUUGAACACUGUUCUCAACCCAAUGAUUUACUCUCUUCGAAACAACGAAUACAGAAGAGCAUUCAAUAAGAUCUGUGGAAAAUGCUUCCGCGACGUAAAUAACGACCCCCGGUCACGUGUCAACUACAUCAGACAUGAGAUGGAAAGUCAAACAGUUUCUACUCUUAUGAGCACGUCCCUACAUCACAGGGACUCCGUUAGUUAGGGGACCACGCUUAUACACUCGAACCCAGCGGCAACCCGGGGGGACGGAGGUAAGAUGCCUACCGAGAGGUGACCGGUAUGGGGAAGGGGGAAGGACUCGGUUUUAAUUUGACACCAAUCGUUUGGCAAAAGAUAGAACGUAUUUAUUUGUUACCGAUGCGCAUUUUAGCGCUUUAAUCCUGACGAUAUGACAUAAUAUGUCAUUAAAAGAGAAAACCCGACAGAGCAAAAGCGUUGUGGACAGCAAACAAAAGUAAAUGUGUGGAUGUUCUCUGGGACUUAAAACUUGCUGUUUGUGGAGAGGUGACUGUUUGAAAAGCAGUUGACUAUAAUUGUUUUCAGGAGCCGAUUACUGUUGUUUUAUGAAAGUGAAAAUGAUCCUCGCAAUUGAAUAAACAACCUAAGCGGUUGAGAAGCUGAAAAAAAUUCAGGCUUGACCGGGAAUCGAACCAUAACCUUUGUCAUAUUUUUUUAAAAUUGCCAAUGUACUAGUUCCUGGCCAGUAGAAGACUUAUCAGAUUUAGGAAGCGCCAUGUAUUUCUCUAGCCUGCGAAAACAUCCGUUUCUCCUCGCUCUUCGCCUCUGGGGACGUUGCGAAACGUGCCCAGCGGAGAAGAGGGUGGAGAAACGGAUGUUUUCGCAGGCUAGUAUUUCUUUUGCCUUUGAAGUCGUUGAAAUUUGCGACACAUUUGCAUUUGCAGACGAAGCACAUGCAGCUCGCUGUAAGGUGCAUGGGUUUCCUGUGGAAAGUUGGCAGAACUAUUAACAAAGAAUCCGAGGUUAAGUUAGUUACUAUGACAACGCACAUGUUCUCAGUUACACAGUUAACCCAGGAUUAAAGGUAACCUCAGGCUGUGAACCUUUGAAACUGUUCAAAACUUUGCGGUGAACCCACUGAGGCUUGUCAGUGGUUACAUUUUCCAUUUGAACAUUUUGACGUCGUUUCUAUGGUCUAUAAGUCUCUGGACAAUAAAAAGUUGCGCCUUUUUAUAAUUUAUCCGUUGUGUUGCGCUGGUCUGAUACCCUCAGCAUUCUCCUUUAUGACUUUAUUCUAGACAAUUCAGUCGCAA